AUGUUUGAUAAUUUGAAAAUAUUUAGUGAAAAACUUACUAACCAACAUCGGACUUUGAUAGCACCUCUUGAUAAGAACAUAACAUUGCAUAUUCAAGAGGGAGGCAUACAACUAAGACCAUCCAAAAGCAAUGGGUUAUGGUGUCAGUUUCUGAUACCGUUAGUACUAUUAAUGUACUGUGUGCUAGAUAAGGUUACAUUACUCUAUAAGUUCAAUACAUUUCUCUCUCUGGGGCUGUUGAUGUACUGUUCACUGUUUGUGCUUUUCCUAUCCUUGUCUAGCCUGGUUGUAAAAGAGCCUGUGUAUGGAGGAUGUCUUGCUUCAAGUCUUAUAUCAACACUGUUCAUAUAUGGUGCCUUAAACCAAGGCUUAUUAUUUUCAUUUAUUAUUUCACUAUCAACAGUCCUAUCUUUUGUGUGGCUUUUAAGACAUUCCCUUAUGCAUCUACCUAAAACAUUCACAAUAGGAGAGGCUGUUGUUGUCAACCAAAGUGUCAUAUUAUUUGUAGCCACAUUACUUUUGAACUGGAUAUUAGAAUUGCCAAGAAAAGAUAAUGAAACAUUCUUUAUACAUGUUGUUACUUUAACAGUUUUAGUUGCAGUCGCUUUCAUGAAUGUAUUAAUGUAUUUCCUCAAUAACAUACUUCGAAAUAUGAGAUCAUUGAUAUUAAUUGUCUCUACUGGAGCAACGUUUGUGCUAGUUACUCUUCAUUUUGUGAUUGGAAUGGACUUUAUGGAACAAGCAAUAUCAUUUAUUUUCUUCGUAGGAUACAGAAAAGAAAUCAUUGCGUUCUGGUUGAUUCUUGUUGCCUUAUCAAUCUGUGCUUUGUCAGUACGCACAAAGUUAGCCGUUAAAGCAACUACGGUCACCAGGAAAACCUUCCACGUCCUCGCCUCCUUGGUUUUCUUGUCAGGGAUUUUAUAUGACGUGCAACUAAUGCUUUUGGCCGCUGGAGUUGGUCUUGGGGCUAUUAUUUUUGUAGAAGCUGUAAGAAAAAGCAACAUAGAACCGGCGUCGUCAAUGCUUCAGGCUGCUUUCCUUACAUAUAGUGAUGAGAAGGAUUGCGGCACAUUUGCAAUGACACCGUUAUAUUUGUACGCAGGACUUGCGUGUCCCUUAAUAUUAGUUCCAUCAUAUGACGCUGACCAUACUCUAGAAUUAUUGAGUGGAGUGUUGUCUAUAGGCAUUGGAGAUACGGCAGCUAGUUGGUUCGGUUCCCGGUUUGGAUUCAAUAAAUGGUCAGAUAGUAACAGAACCAUGGAAGGAACAGCUUUUAAUAUUUUAUCUCAAAUUGGAACCGUUUACACUCUUAUUAUUUUUGAGUUGAUAGACGCGAAGAACACGCUUGUUCGAACCGCUUUUGUAGCCACCGUCACCAGUCUAGUGGAGGCCACGACUGACCAGGUGGAUAAUCUGGUUCUACCUCUAGUCUCCAUAGCAGCUUUUCAAGUGACACGCUUUGUUUUAUAA
This is a messenger RNA of Leptosia nina, 1470 nucleotides long. The record is from the annotation of a GenBank genome assembly. NCBI's taxonomy places the organism in Eukaryota, Metazoa, Arthropoda, Insecta, Lepidoptera, Pieridae.